GCGGUGCAUGUCGGGACGUGUAGUCCUCCCGCCGCCUUGAGCGAGUGACCGUUCCUGUGCAGGCCCCGGCGCAGGAGCCUCCGCGGCCUGGAGCUAUGGGACCAAGGCCCCGGGAGGGAAGUCACUUACCAGAGUGCGUGGGUUCUUCAUCCAGAACUCAAGUCUUCUGACUCUUGGGAACAGCAAGACCUGACCUCCCAGUUCCUCUCUCCAUGUGCUUGUCUGAGCAGGCCCACGUCGACCAGGAGUGACUUCGCAAUUGGCCCAGCAUGAACUGGAAGGUCCUUGAACACAUGCCCUUGCUGCUGUAUAUCUUGGCAGCAAAAACCUUAAUUCUCUGCCUGGCAUUUGCUGGAGUCAAAAUCUACCAACGGAAAAGAUUAGAAGCAAAACUGGAAGCUGAGAAAAAGAAGCAGUCGGAGAAGAAAGAUAACUAGAGGGAAAAACCAAAGAGUUUGCGAUUUAAAUGUCGGCCUGAGUGGAUCCCAGCUGAGAAGGAAGCGGAGACCCUUACUGAAUGGGGUGUCGGAGGAUAGACUCCCAACCUAUAGGUUUAACUUAAAAUUGUAUGAAUUUUUUUAUGCCCUUGAAAGAACCAGUAUUUUGUUGACUGAAAUAAAAUACCUUUGUAAAAAGGU
Lynx canadensis (Canada lynx) is the source of this 638-nucleotide messenger RNA. It is a transcript of the gene SMIM11, whose product is annotated as small integral membrane protein 11A. The record is from RefSeq and is a predicted model, not a curated record. The transcript has 5 exons. NCBI's taxonomy places the organism in Eukaryota, Metazoa, Chordata, Mammalia, Carnivora, Felidae. The coding region runs from base 270 to 437 and encodes 55 amino acids.